This is a messenger RNA of Myzus persicae (green peach aphid), 5408 nucleotides long. RefSeq names its product arrestin homolog. Gene Ontology annotation, biological process: G protein-coupled receptor internalization; signal transduction. The transcript has 7 exons. Gene Ontology annotation, cellular component: cytoplasm. The record is from RefSeq and is a predicted model, not a curated record. The coding region runs from base 513 to 1532 and encodes 339 amino acids. Gene Ontology annotation, molecular function: G protein-coupled receptor binding. Lineage: Eukaryota; Metazoa; Arthropoda; Insecta; Hemiptera; Aphididae.
CACACAAUAUUCGAGAAUUGAAAAUUAUAUCGGACUUAUUUUACUCUACUUAGUAUACUUGACUUCAUUAUUUUAUGUAAUUAAAUUACAAAGUUUUACCAUUAAAUAUAGAUAAUACUCUACCUAUAUAGUAGGAAUAUUUAGUUAUUUUAUAAAAACAAACGGUAAAUUGCUUAUACUAUAAAUAUUGGUAUUGACUCUAACAUCAUUAAACUGUUUCAACCUAUACUCAUCACUUACAUCAAAUUUUCAUUGAUUAUAAUUUAUAAUUUUUCAGGUCAUGCAUUCAAGAUUCUUUACCAGGAAUAGCGCACAGAGUUUUUAGAAAAACUGCCCAGAACAACAAGCUGUGUUUAUAUUUGGGCAAUAGAGACGUAGUGGUGUCCAAUAAUUCGUCCACAAAAAUACACGGAAUCGUAUUAGUGGAACCAGAUCUAUUGAGGGAUACAAAGAAAAAAGUGUUCGGGCAAAUAACAUUAACUUUCCGGUAUGGAAGAGAAGAUGAGGAAGUAAUGGGAUUGAAAUUCUGUAACGAAGCAAUCAUGUGUUUAGCGCAAAUUUAUCCACCUCACGAAAAUGCACAACGUGAACAAAAUACACCGUUACAGGAAAUGUUAAUACAAAGACUGGGAAGCAAUGCUCAUGCGUUUUCAAUGGAAAUAACUCAUUUAGCUCCACCUAGCGUCCAAUUAGUUCCUGCCAAAGAAUACAACGGCGCUCCAAUAGGAACUAGUUACGAUAUACGAGUAUACAUAGCCGAAAGGGCAGACGAAAAGUUACAGCGAAAAAAUAUCGUAAAAAUGGGUAUCAAAGUAGUGCAAAUGGCUUCAGCGCCACCACCGCCCACGCCUACGCCCAGAUCAGAGCAGCCAAAAGGUUGGCGUCAAAGAGGACCGCAAGCUACUUCAGAGAAACCGUUUUUACUUAGCGACGGUAAAGUUACCUUAGAGGCAAACCUAGACAAAGCUAUUUAUACACACGGUGAUCCAAUUCACGUUAACAUCAGCGUGAAGAACACAAGUAAAAAAGCUGUCAGACGAAUAAAGGUGUUCAUUGUACAGCACGUCGACGUAUGCAUGUUCAGCAAUGGUAAAUUUAAGAACACAGUUGCAUCAGAUGAAUGUGCCGAUGUACCGAUACCCGGAAAUGGUGGUUCACUCGAAAAAGAAUACCUGCUGCACCCUAUCAAGGCGAGAACCAAAAAUUGGAUCGCACUUGAGGACUCGCUGGGGUCUGCCGUAAACAAGUCGGAGGGCACGUUAUCUAGCACUGUGGUGUGCGUGUCGCCAGAAGACAGAAACGUAUUUGCAAUUUACGUCACGUAUUACGUAAAAGUCAAGCUUUUAAUAGGCGCCAUGGGUGGUCAGAUGUCACUCAAAUUACCAUUUACUUUGAUGCACACGCCUUCAAAUACUUACCCGGCAGAAUGCAAGGAUUCUUCAUGUGCGUCAUUGGGACCCUGUCUAAUGGUGGACAGUAAAGAAGCAGCAAUGACAUCAGACGAACAAUGCACCAACAACUUAGCACUCUGAGGAUUAAUCGAAUCGGCCGAUAAUCGACAUAUUCGUUCGACACCAACAACAGCCACGGCCGAUCAAAAUGCCGAAGAUCAUCAUGAAGACAACCGUUUUAAAUUUAAAAGAAUUUUAUGCUGUUUUAACAACAACAGAUAGUGUAGGGGGACCAACUACAAAAAAGUUUUAUUGUUAUUUUUUAUACUACAUAAAAUAGAUUGUACAUAGUAGUAGGUACCUCUAUUCGAGUAAGUAAAAAACUAUGAUUGUAUAAUAGUUAAAAUAUAUAAUUAGAAAACAAUAUAAAACUUAUCAAAUUCAAUAUAAGCCCAAAAUAAUUUACAGUUUUUAGGAUAUUAUAAUAUUAUGUCUUCUUCAUUAUAACGUCUGAGGUUGUUAAUUUGAAUAAUAAAAUCUCAGAAAACUAAAGAACAUUUUACCAAUACCAAUAACCAGGCUGAUUUCUUGCAGGGUAGAGUAAUUUUACGAUUUAAAAACUGUACAGUAUUAUUCUAGACAAGCCGUAUUCUAAAAUCCAAUGGAGCUCAAUAAUCUACUUAAUGCUUCUAUUAAAAUGAUGUUUUCAAGUCGUGUUUAAAAAAAUAAAAAUAAGCACAGCUUAAAAUAACCAAUUAAAAAUUAAAAACACUGAAUACACAUUUAAGCUUAUAAUAAUUUCAGUUUGAUUGUAUACAUUAGUUGAGUUUCACAUAUGUAAAUUGAUGUUGUCUUUGAAAAUAAAAUAUAUUAUUUGUGUUCAUAAAUAAAGUCAAUUCUAUAAGAAGUCAUGCAUUGAUGAUUAUUGAAUAUCAUAAUAUAAAGGGAAAAUGGCAUUAACUAUACAUCAUUUUUCUACAGAAAAAUUAAAAAAGGUACAAAUAAUAUGAGAUAUUAACAUAACAAUAAUUAUCAGCGAUUUAUAUCAUUUAAAAAUUCAAAAACUUAAAUUAAAAAAAUUGUUCAAAUAAAUAGAUAUUUAUUUGUAAUUCCUCUCAAUACCAGAACAAUGUUGUAUGCUCCAAUAAAAAAUCAUUUUACAGAAAUCAAAAAAAUAUAUAUAUAAUAAAUAGAUAAAAAGUAUCACCUAUCACAGAAUAAACUUAAUACUUCAUUGUUAAUAAUAUAAUUCAUAUUAAAAUAUUAUGUAUAUUCAUUGGGUUGGAUAAUAUUUUGAUCCGUUUUUUACCACAGAACUAAUUUUAUAACAAAUUAACUUAAAACAAUUUUAUUUGAUUGCCAUGAUUGCAAUAAUUAGGAGAUUGAAAAUUCCAUUCUUCAUCUGUCAAUUAGUUAGUAGUAAAAGUAGUUAAAAGUACUACUAAACAACAUUAUACAAAUAUUAUUUUAAUCUAAUUAUAAAUAUAUCACAUACGAUUCACCAAGCUACUCAUUCCCUUUUUUCCUUCAAUAAUGUAGUUAUUUAUAAUAUGAAUUUUUGCAUUUUUGAAUACACUGAUUUGUUUGUAUUACUUAAGGAUUUAAAGGAAACAUAGAGAUGAGAAUGCUUGAGGAAUCAUCCUGUAUAAGAAUAGUUAAUCAAAACAAGAUAUACUUUAAAAUACCUAUGGUUAAUAAAUACUCGCAUUAUAAUUAUUUAAGUUUAACUCCUACGGUUACAUUUAAGUUAUACUUUUUAAUUACUUUUAUUUAUUUAAAAUACUAAUUUUCAUAGACUUCAUAACUGUCAAAACCUAUUUUCAAACAAGUAUUUUACUAGAUUUAUGUUAAUAUUAUGUUAAGAAACUCAUACAAUCAAAUAAAUCAUUGUGACAUUUUGUAAAGUUUAAUACAUGGUUAAGAAUUUAGUUAGUUAGAAUAUGUAUGGAGACAUUUUAGAAAUGAAUUUUUUUUUUUUUGACAAAUUAAUUUAUAAUUUUAAAAAUGUUGUUAUUGCGAUCACGCAAUUAGGGGGACUAAUCUUGUACAACUGAAAAUGAUAGUUUAAUAUUUCAAGGAGUACAUUAUUUAUUUCUCUUCGUAAAUUGUUUAUAAUGUAGAUAAUACUUAACAUUUUUGUUGUUAAAUCAUUUAGUGAUUUUAAUUAUAGCCGUAAGUAUUCAAUAAAAAUUAAUUUCAGUAAAAUCAUUGAUACCUGGAGAAAUUACUCAUGUAUGAUUGGUAUAAUGACUACCUAAUACAAGUAUAACCUUAAAGGUAUUAACUGAGAAUUUAAUUAAAAUUUAGAUUUACAACCUCAAAAUGAUUUCAACAUUAAUUAUUUGGUAAAUUGUUACUAAACUGUAAAUAAAUUGAAUUGUUGAUGCUUAAUCAUUAUUGAAAUUAGAUGUAUUUUAAUUAUUGUAAAGCCUAAGAUUUAUCAGGUUUAAAAGUUAAUAAAUGUUGUGUUAAAAUGUUUAAGCAACUAAAUUGUUACAAUAAAAGUGUCUUAGGUUAACUCAUACAUAAGUUUACAAAUACCUUAAUACAUUUUGCAAUAGUUUUAUAUAAUCAACAAGUUUUGUAAAAUGUAUGGAUUUAACUUUUUAAGCCAAUGUACAUAUCAGAAUAUUUUAUAAAUGCUAUGUAAGUGUAUAUUUUUAAUGGCAUAAUCAAAAGGUCAAGUCUCACAUGUUGCGAUUAAAUAUUUAAAAAAUGUAAUUAUUGAGUAUAAAUUAUUUUAAUAAAAAGCUUAAAAGUUUAUAUUACAAAGAUAUUCCAGAAAAAAAAUUGUUUUCAUCAACUUCUUUACAACAAAAUCAAUGAAUUACCUUUAACACAUUAGUUGUUUUUUCAACAAAUAAAUAAUUAUUUUAUUCAAAUUUAGUUAGAUAAUAAUAAAACUAAUAUAUCUUUUAAUUUGAAAACUAUUUAAUACUAUUUAAAUGGUACAUGUACUGAAGAGACUAGACCUUUUAACAUUUAUAUAUUAAAUUUGUUAAUAUAUAUUAUAUAAUUGUGUUUAAAUAUAAAAGAUUUUUACACGCACUUAUAAAAUAAUAUUUUGUUCUUUCAUUGCAAUGCUUUUUUAAAUCAUUAUAUCAAGACAUCAAGUUCCCAAUAGUAACAUAGAUUAAUUAUUAAUUAUUAAAAUGUAUAGAUUUUAUAAGAUCCUGAGUAAAUCAAUGUAACCAAAACAGCUGCAAAAUCUUGGUAUGUGAGGUACGUAUUUUGUAAAGGACUUUGGAUAUGAACUUAUCCAAAACUUACUCUAUGACUUAAGAAAUCAAACCUAAGAAAAACCAUGAAUUGAAAAAAUGAAAACUAUACUGUGAUUAAUUAUUUGUAAGUCUUGAUAACUAUCAGUAUUUUAAAAAACGUUGAAAACAAAACAUAUCGGGUUGUUAUUAAAAAACUUAAACGUCAGUCAAGCCACUAACAAAUUACUAGAUCAGGGAUUCCCAACAGCCAUACCGCGGCGCAUAAGUGUGCCGCAAAAUUAUUUAGGUGUGCCGUGUAAUUUUUGUCUUACGUUGUAAUUGUGUAAUAGAAAUCUCCUAAAAAUAAAAAUUGAUAAAAUGUCCACAUGGAAAGACACAGCACUAACUAUACAUUAGAAUAUUAGAUAGUUCCCGAUCCAACAUUUUCAAAAUAAACGAUGGGCAAAUCCAAUAUUAAAGAACUACAACAACUUAUAAUUGAGCAUCUUAUAUUACUCGAAGAAAAAAUCUAACAUUAUUUUCCUUUCUUGACAACAUCUGCAGAUUGGGUCGUGUUGCCAUUUGAUUUUACAGACAAUAUGAAUGAAAUUGAUCUUACUAAUGACGAAAAGAAUGAAUUCAUUGAUAUGUGUUCUAGUUCUACUAUCCGAAUAUUAUUUAAUAGUCAGAAAAGUAACAUAGAUUCCUUCUGGUUAAAUUUAGCUUCAGAAUAUCCAUCUAUUUCUCAGAAAGCGAUACUAUUGUUAUUACCAUUUUCUACAUCAUAUCUUGGUGAACAGGCAUUUUUUGCUCUGAA